This is a messenger RNA of Thecamonas trahens ATCC 50062, 1180 nucleotides long. RefSeq names its product mannose-1-phosphate guanyltransferase beta. The transcript is spliced from 3 exons. Gene Ontology annotation, cellular component: cytoplasm. The coding region runs from base 1 to 1131 and encodes 376 amino acids. Gene Ontology annotation, molecular function: GTP binding; mannose-1-phosphate guanylyltransferase (GTP) activity. Lineage: Eukaryota; Apusomonadida; Apusomonadidae. Gene Ontology annotation, biological process: GDP-mannose biosynthetic process; cell wall mannoprotein biosynthetic process. The record is from RefSeq and is a predicted model, not a curated record.
AUGAAGGCACUUAUUCUUGUUGGUGGCUUUGGUACUCGCCUGCGUCCGCUCACUCUCUCCGCGCCCAAGCCGGUGGUUCCUUUUGCUAACAAGGAAAUCGUCCUGCACCAGAUUGAGGCACUUGUUAAGGCCGGUAUCGAUGAGGUUGUCCUCGCCGUCAACUACCAGCCCGAGAAGAUGAUGGAGGCUUUCCCGACAAGCCCGACAUGGGUGGGCGGCAAACUACAGCUCGGCAUUCGCAUCUCGACCUCGCUGGAAGAGGAGCCGCUCGGUACGGCUGGCCCGCUCAAGCUGGCGGAGAGCAUUCUGGGCUCGGACGGCGAGCCGUUUAUUGUGCUCAACUCUGACGUGAUCUGCACGUUCCCGUUCGAGGAGCUCAUUGCCUUCCACAAGGCGCACGGGAAGGAGGGCACGAUCAUGGUGACCAAGGUGGAGGAGCCAUCCAAGUAUGGAGUCGUUGUGUCGGACGGCGAUGGCAAGAUCGAACGGUUCGUGGAGAAGCCGCAGGUCUACGUGGGCAACCGCAUCAACGCCGGCAUCUACAUUUUCAACCCGGCCAUUCUGGAGCGCAUCCCGCUGGCGCCGACCUCGAUCGAGAAGAAAAUUUUCCCGGUCAUGGCCGAUGAGGGCCAGCUGUACUGCAUGGACCUGCCGGCGUUCUGGAUGGACAUUGGCCAGCCGCCUGACUACCUCAAGGGCAUGGUCAUGUACCUCUCCGCGCUGGCCUCGGGUGACGUCUCGGGCGAGGGCCCGUCCGGCGCUACCUUCGUCGGCUCGCUGGUCGAGGGUGAUAACUUUAUCGGUCCUGUCUUUAUGCACCCGGACGCCGUCGUCGACGAGACCGCCCUCGUCGGGCCGAACGUCGUCAUCGGCCCGGGCUGCUCUAUCGGUGCCGGCGCACGCGUCCAGCGCACCACUCUGCUCGCCGGCGCAAAGGUCAAGGCCCACGCCUGGGUCAAGUCCUCCAUCAUCGGCUGGAACUCCACCGUCGGCCGCUGGGCCCGCCUCCAGAACAUCUCGGUCCUCGGCGAGGACGUCAAGAUCACCGACGAGCUCUACAUCAACGGCGCCCGCAUCCUCCCGCACAAGACCAUCAAGGACGACAUCCCCACCCCGUCUAUCGUUAUGUAGUCCGUGUCUCCAUCCCACUGGCCUUCCCCCUCGUCCCUGUCCUGUCCCA